GCUUAACGAUGGUUAGCAAUCCAGUAAGUAGCCUAACCCAACGCAUUCCACCUCCCAAUUCAUACUCAGUUGCAGAAACUUACAACUAUAUAUGUUCGCUGAAAAGUCAAGUUGAAGGACAUAUUGCUUUUGUAUUAGAAAACGAAAUUCUUAUAUAUAAAAAUCUCGCAUUUUACUUACAGUUUUUGUUUUUCAUUCUUGUGACGCUGCUUUGAAUGCUUUUGUAAUCAAUUUGGAAGCAUAGUGCUAUUUGGAUUUUCUUGAACGUUUACACUUGAAAAGAAAAAGGAAAGGAUUUGGUUUUCGUUUUUGACAUUGUGGUAUAUUAGCAUUUCCCUCCCUUCAUAAAGUGACAGCAUUUGCAUUUAUUCAUGGAUUUUUGUUGCAAUCAAUAAUAAGGAAUUGGGCCUGUUUAAGAGAGGAUACAUCAUUGCACAAACAUGUCGUUUUCGAAAGCACUACCUUAUGACCCUUCGAGUCUUAGUUGGGACGAUACACAUACUCUUAACGAUCAGAAUCAAUACUGCUAUUGUGGAAAAGAUCGCAAUUUAAAAUUCCCUGAUGCUCAAUGCCGUACGUGUCAAAACUUUUUCCAUCUUUCUUGCUUGACACCCCCGUGCAACAGUAUGACUGGCUUUUCCACGAACUAUACCUUCACUUGCCGACUUUGCAGCGAUGAUGGAUUCGAGAGUUUGGAACGAGGGGUGUCAGCUUGGAAGGCCGUAACGGCUACCUCGAUGGCAAAUUUGGUAGUUAAGCGUUAUACCGAUAGCCAUCCUGAUCUGCCUAUUGAAGACUUGAAUGCCGCUAAUAAAAGGAACUUCGCUGCCGACAAAUUCUUCUUCAAAAAGAAGGAGGAUUUAAUCCCCUAUAUAGAAGAAAAUUGGCACUUGUUGUGUCCCGACCGUGAGAAAGUGCAAACUUGGCAAGCUACUUUAGGAAGUUGCUUGGUUGCUAAUAAAGAUACAUAUAGUGCAAAGGAUGAGUCUUUAAGGAAUCAGAACUCUGAAUAUUCUUUAAGUAAUCCGAACUUAUUUGUUUUUCGUUCUGGUUACAUUGUCCCUUUCCAAAAAAUUGGUGCAACCGUGCCAAAGCGGCGGUUUUCCGAGAUGGACUCCUCCUUACUUGUUUCCGCAAGGUUAAAGGAAGAAUUUAAAGAACCUAAGAAAGAACAGAAGCGUGUUAAUAACUCCGCACCGCAUGCUUUCAACAAGAAAAAAGAUGUUCCCACCAUUCCUAUACGCUACAAACCGCCUCCUUGGAAACCUUCGGAUUUCAAUACUGUCCCUAAACUACCCAAUUUUACCCAAGCAUCCUCGAAUAAAUCCCAUGGCUUCUUUUCUUUGUCUGAAAUUCCGUUUAAUUCUCGAGGUUUUCGAUACACUCCUUGUGAAGCUGCUCGUGAUCUUCCAACCACUAUGUAUCGUGAAAUUGAACUUCCACCCUUUUGUGCAAGAAUUAACUGGCACGAUGUAUCACCGCCUGUGUUAGUUGACCAUUCGGUGUUGUCGGCGACAGUGGAGAAGGGUUUUCGUAUGGCACGUUCUAAUGUGUUUAUGACCCAAGGAGAGUGGUAUUUUGAGGUAAAAGUAGAAAAAGGAGGUGGCCAUGAUGGGUCCCACGUUCGCAUAGGACUUGCCAGGCGAGAAGCUCCACUCGAUGCUCCGGUUGGUUAUGACGCUUACUCUUAUGGACUGCGAGACGUUGGAGGGCAAAAAGUUCACAUGUCUCGACCAAGAGCUUUUAUGGAGUCUUUUGGAACUGGAGACAUCAUAGGGUUUCAUGUUUCCUUGCCCAAGAUUACGCCGACAGAUGCUCAAGUUUCGAACAUAUAUCAUGACAGAAUUCCUAUUCGCUAUAGAGGACAGCUUUUUUUUGAACAGCCAGAUUAUGUACCAAGCAAAGCAAUGGAUGAACUUUUGGUACCAAAUGAACAAGCUAAAUAUGUGGAUUUGGCAUAUUUACCUGGUUCAUAUAUCAAAGUAUACAAAAACGGCUCGUAUAUGGGAACUGCAUUUGAAAAUUUACUCGACUUUACGCCUCUUAAUUCUAUAAACUCUAAUCAACAUUCGUUUAAUGAUGGUUCUCUUGGUUAUUAUCCUGCAAUUAGCAUGUACGGAGGGGGGAUUGCUAGGUUUCAGUUUGGUCCUCAAUUUUCGCAUCGUCCGUCAUCGCUAGGAUCCCAUGUGCGACCAGUAUCGGAAAGAUAUACAGAGCAGAUUGCAGAAGAUGUUUUAUGUGAUAUACUUGAUGAAAUAGAAUACUCAAACGAACCAAAUGCUUUUUCGGCGGAUCUUUUGCCUGAACAAGACGAAGCAGGAUUGACAGUCAUUCCUGAAAUUAAAGAAAUACUAGAAUAAUAUAGAAAAAUGGCCUGCUUUGAUUUACUUCCUAUGCUAUGAGCGGUUUAGUUUUGUAGUCCACUACAUCAUGGAUUUCUUGGCACAUGGGAACUUUUAUGGGAAACAUAUAGAUUUGAAGUUAUUCCAAAAUCCUCGAUCAUAAAUAUUGUGGACCUGACCAAGUGAAUACGUUAAUGUGGCAUCUGCAGGAGCAUCCUCUUGAAGGGUUAGCAUUUGAACUCCGUUUCUAUAAUGCAUAUAAACUUUAGACUGCAGAAUAAGUUCAUUUAAAUCCGCCCAUUUCUCGCUUUCGUUUGUUGUAUAUCCAGCGUAGACCAAAUAGAAUUCAUAACACAAGAAAGAAAACACGAUUACGCUACUGAAGACUGAGAUUAAAAACACGGAACCAAGUUGCCUUUCAGCGGUGAUAGCAGCCCACCAGGAAACUAACAGAGACUUGAGAGUCGAAUCUCGCACUCUGUUGAAAUGGAAUCCUAUACAGAAAACUCCGUACAAUUGAAUUUGUAGCGUAGAAAGUAAAAACAGAAAGAAAUAGCGAAUAUUGUUGCGUCCAACGCAAUUGUUUAUCCAAAUGCAAUGGUGAUCAAACUUUUGGACACAGCAGUUACAUAAGCGGCAAUGCUUGGACCUAGCCGGUUUCAAAAAUUUACAAGUUUCACAAGUGCGCGGGAAAAAGAUUUUAUAAUCGUAAGGGUAUGCGGUUGAAGCUUCUUGCCAGUUUUCCUGCGUAACUACACCUGGGUCCGAAUAGAUUGCGAUAUAAAGAGAAACAUAGGGUAAAACAGCAGAAGUAACUAGAAGCAACCAGUCCAGUUUAUGGUACUGAUUCGUAAUAGUUCGUCCAUGAACAAAACAACGAGAGAAUGCUUUUGAAAGAAAACGUAGUUUGAUGAUAUGCGAUAAAAUACAUAGCCUUUACCAUGAAGCAAUUUAUUAUCCAGUUGAGAUAGCUUUUUAGGGAGCCAUAGCAAAAACAAUCGGUUCAACUUUCCAAUGACAGUAUGUCGAAAGAUUCGUAACUGUCCGAAAAGCAGAAUGAACACGAAGGCACUUACAAUGGCUACGAAGAGCAGAUAUUUGUAAAAAAAGUUCAUUUCCAAGACAUGAGUUUCUCGCCACAACAAUAUUUAUAUACUUUCACAACUUUUAUAAAAUAAGUCUUUGUUUUUUUUUUAUUCUGUAAAUACUCUUAUUCCCCAAUUCAUCUUCACUUCAUCCUAUAGAUGGUGGAGAGAACCUUUACACCUAAUGAUUCA
This is a messenger RNA of Schizosaccharomyces octosporus yFS286, 3619 nucleotides long. RefSeq names its product Ash2-trithorax family protein. The record is from RefSeq and is a predicted model, not a curated record. Gene Ontology annotation, cellular component: Set1C/COMPASS complex. NCBI's taxonomy places the organism in Eukaryota, Fungi, Ascomycota, Schizosaccharomycetes, Schizosaccharomycetales, Schizosaccharomycetaceae. Gene Ontology annotation, molecular function: protein binding; transcription cis-regulatory region binding. Bases 441 to 2360 code for a protein of 639 amino acids. The transcript is spliced from 2 exons.